Molecule: messenger RNA, 153 nt
Organism: Spirodela intermedia
Lineage: Eukaryota; Viridiplantae; Streptophyta; Magnoliopsida; Alismatales; Araceae
Source: the annotation of a GenBank genome assembly
AUGCCCCCCCCUCCUUCCCUCUCUCUCUCCCUCUCUAGCUUACAUGCAUGGCGACUAAUCAAUCUCCUACUCGGGCUCUCCCUCCCAACCCCCUCACCUGUACAGGAAAACCACGAAUUCUUGGCUACAAAAUCAAAUAAGAGGACUUUGUAG